GUGACAGUGGUGAGGAGCAGGAGGAGGAAGAGUCCAGGCUGGACAGGCGGUUCUGACGCUGCGAGCUCCGGGGCGCAGGUUCUCACUUUUCGGCCCGGCGGCUCAGUCUGACGGCGGCGAGCCUCCGUACGAGGUCAACUCCAAUCUGGACCGGAACCCAGGGAGGGAGAGGAGAGCAGAGUGUGUGUGUGUGUGUGUGGAAUGAAAGUGGAAUAAUAUUAAUAAUAAUAAUAAAGAUAGCUGAUAGUUUAAAACAAAAAUAAAGACAGAGAAAAAUAUAAAGGGGGCAAGCGACAUCGCCAACGAGCCACAGAGGAGGAAACCGAGCCCGAGCCAGACGACCCGUCAGCCCUGCUCCAGGGAGGCGACAGAGGAGGAGGAGGAAGAGGAGGAAUUAAAGGGAGAGGGAGGCUGAUCAGUCACCGAGCGAGGGGAGUGCGAGCCAUUGUCAUCACCACCGCGGCAGGCAUGGCAGAUGCGGAGCUGGACUUCCAGACGGGCGAUGCCGGGGCGUCCGCCACCUACCCCAUGCAGUGCUCGGCCCUGCGCAAAAACGGCUUUGUUGUGCUGAAAGGCCGACCCUGCAAGAUCGUGGAGAUGUCCACCUCCAAGACCGGCAAGCACGGCCACGCCAAGGUGCACUUGGUCGGUAUCGACAUCUUCACUGGUAAGAAGUAUGAAGACAUUUGUCCCUCCACCCACAACAUGGACGUACCCAACAUCAAGAGAAUGGAAUACCAGCUCAUUGGGAUCCAGGAAGGCUACCUGUCCCUGCUCCAGGACAGCGGGGAGGUGAGGGAGGACCUGAAGAUUCCCGAGGGAGACCUGGGCAGAGAAAUAGAGAGCAAGCACGAUGCCGGAGAGGAGAUCAUGAUCACCGUUCUAAACGCAAUGGAUGAAGAAGCCGCCAUUGGCAUCAAGGCCUUGGGUAAAUAAGCCACUGCAGGUAAAUACAGAGCUAGAGGUGUUUUCGACACGACACGCAGCUGACCUCUCACCGCCACCACCACCACCCCCCUAAACACCACCUAACCCAAGCCUGUCUGAAGAGGAGUGUGUGUGUGUGCACUCUGUAAAAUGAUGUACGUGUAUCUGCGCGUAUGGGUGUUACAAUACAAGCCACAAGCAUGUGCCAUGCCGGUGCGAGUGUGUGUGUGUGAUGUCUGAAUCAUGUACAGUUUACUGUCCAUCGGUGGAUGCAAUAUGUAUGUAUUAUAUUGGAAAAAUCCACGUUUUCUGCCCAUAUUUCUGCUUUGCGCAAUUGUUUUACAUGUAUAUAUGUUUGAAAUGCACCUUAUAAGUGAUCAGAUGACAGAUGACAUUGUCAUAAUUGACCAAAAGUAAACAAAGUUUGACGCUUGUGUGAAGCGACGGUUACUACUGAGCAGUGUGUCACUGUGGAUUUGCCUUCCCCUCAAUGUACUUUUUGUUUUCUGUUUUGUUAUUAUGAUUGUCAUCAAUGUUUUUUUUUUUUGCAUCGCACUAUCAAAUAAUAAUGGAAGCUUAAGGCUCAUAUUGUAUAUCUGAGCUAUUUUGGGUUUUUUUUUCUCUCUGCGGGUUGCACUUCAUUCCACAGCCUGAUCCCGCCAGUUGCUUCCUUUUCUUCCUUUUAAGAAACGGCCCGUGGCAUUGCUGUAAUUGUUGAGUCAAAACUGUUUCAUGCACUUUCUUACCUGCAAACGGUGGGCCACACACAAAAAAAGAAAAAGUCAUAUGCAAUGUUUCCUCAGUGGAGGAAAGUUAAAACACAUAUUGCUUCAUUAAAAAUGUGGUGUUUAUUA
Scophthalmus maximus (turbot) is the source of this 1781-nucleotide messenger RNA. RefSeq names its product eukaryotic translation initiation factor 5A-1. NCBI's taxonomy places the organism in Eukaryota, Metazoa, Chordata, Actinopteri, Pleuronectiformes, Scophthalmidae. The record is from RefSeq and is a predicted model, not a curated record. Gene Ontology annotation, molecular function: RNA binding; ribosome binding; translation elongation factor activity. The transcript has 5 exons. The coding region runs from base 469 to 936 and encodes 155 amino acids. Gene Ontology annotation, biological process: positive regulation of translational elongation; positive regulation of translational termination.